Schistocerca gregaria is the source of this 7423-nucleotide messenger RNA. RefSeq names its product protein bicaudal C homolog 1 (gene BicC). The coding region runs from base 50 to 2503 and encodes 817 amino acids. Gene Ontology annotation, molecular function: protein binding; RNA binding. Lineage: Eukaryota; Metazoa; Arthropoda; Insecta; Orthoptera; Acrididae. Gene Ontology annotation, cellular component: cytoplasm. The transcript has 16 exons. The record is from RefSeq and is a predicted model, not a curated record.
CAGUCCGGACGGAACGGGAGAGGUGGCUGGACUUAGAGCUGGAGCGAACAUGACCACAGGACUGCUGCCCAUGGCGAGCGCGGUGAUAACAGAUCCGCAGCUGGACGCGCUGUCGGAGGUGUCGAGCCGGCGCGACAGCCGCGAGGACUUGCAGGAGCUGGCGGCCGCCCUGGGCAUCGCCGCCGUCACCGACUUAAAGGAGGACCGCUUCCGGGUCGACCGCAGGAAGCUAGAGGCGAUGCUCACCGGCGAAAAUGGGCCGCAGGCGGCUGAAGACUUCUUCAACAAGGUUAUGGAAGAAACUUGUACACACAUAUCGUGGCCUACCAGGCUAAAAAUAGGAGCAAAAUCUAAGAAAGAUCCACAUAUUCGUGUUGCUGGUCGACCUUCAGAUGUGAAAAAUGCCAAAGACAUGGUGAUGUCUGUUUUUGACACACGAAGCAACAGGGUGACAAUGAAAUUGGAUGUCAGCUACACUGAUCAUUCACAUAUAAUAGGAAAGGGAGGUCUGACAAUAAAGAAAGUAAUGGAGGAAACAGGUUGUCACAUUCAUUUUCCUGAUUCGAACCGCAGUAAUCCAACUGAAAAAAAUAACCAAGUUUCAAUAUCUGGUGAAAUGCAAGCUGUGGAGAAAGCUAGGGCAAGAGUAAGGAUGCUGACACCACUUAUCUUUAGUUUUGAGUUACCUGUAGUGGAGCUUGCACACUGGGACCCAGCCUCAGCUUAUGUACAACAGCUGCAGCAUAAGUACAAUGUACAGGUGACUUUCCGUACAAGAGCUCGACUUAAUGCGACCUUGGUUAUGGUGAAAGGCUGUGAAUGGGAAGUGGCUCAAGUAAAGGAAGCAACACUUCUGUUGGUGUCACAUCUGUUUAGAGGAGCAGUGGAGCAAGUAGUAAUGCAGAUGACAAUUGAAAUAUCACCUCAGCAUCAUCCCAUUGUUUUGGGAAAGAACAGAGAGAACUUAAAGCUUAUAAUGCAACGAACUGGGACACAAAUACUUUUCCCUGAUGCUGGUGAUCCUGGCAUUCCUAGUCUGAAGAAAAGCAGUGUAAACAUAACUGGAACAAUACAUAAUGUUUACAAAGCCAGGCAGCAGCUAAUGGGAUCACUUCCUUUGUUGCUGAUGUUUGACUUGCCUGAAGAUGUUAUUGUGGAUCUAGAAAAAAUAAAUAGUGUGAUGGAGACCUUGGAUGUUCAUAUCAAUGUUAGACACAAGCCUAAACAGAACACCCUUUCUUUAAGUAUAAAGGGAAUUGAGCGUCAUGCAAGCAAGAUAUAUGAAGCAAGAAAAUUACUACUGAGCCUCAAGGAGCCCUCAGUUCAUGCUGAUAUACCAGACUCUUACUUCAUCCCUGACGAUCAUCCAGUAUUUGAAGUCAACAGUAGUGGAAAAACUGAUAGUGAAAAGUAUGACACACCACUGCUGAUGAACAAUAAUUACCAGUGUUCACCAUGUUCUUCAGGAUACAAUUCACCAUCACUUCCACUGCUCUCGCCAGACCUAGCUGGUCAGGCUACUCCAUGGGGAUUGUCAACAGUUUUGCCUUCUCUACCGAGCCCAUAUCUUCCUCCUCAUCUGUUCAUGCAGCAUCCUUCAAUUCUCAGCAGCAUGUCUUGCAGCAGUGGAUAUGCCAGUCGGUCAAACAGUCCUUUGUCACUUGCCUCGGAAUCAAACACAUGCAAAGCAAAUUCUCCACUAAGUCAUUCAACUAGCCCAGUAAGGAGCCCUGCAGAGAGCCCAAGAACAAAAAGUUGUUCUCCAGUGCAGGAUGACACACUCACAAAUAUUUCUGGGCUUGGAAAUGCAUUGUUGGAUCUAAUGGACUGUGCUGAUCUCAGGGCAUCUAGCUGUGAGAAGAAAAAUGUGGAGAUUGUAACACAGCAAACAAGUCUCUUUGACUAUGAUGAGAAAAGAAAUAUGGCCUUAGAAGCGAUUCAGAAACCUCUUGGAACUAAUUUAAGAACUCCAACAUCACUGUGGUCUGGAUAUGGCUUCAGCCAGUCCAGUCCAACACCAGAAAUGAAACCAAAACACAAUGGACUUCUCCAGGAUUCUGGUGAUCUGGACCCAUGGAAAACAAACAACUCUAUGGUAUCUCCAACACUAAAUUCGACUUCAGACUUCAGCAGUACAUUAUUAACUGGUGAAAAUGGACUGAUGAGUGCAAGCAACUACCUAGAUUCUGCACCCACAUCUGCUGUGAAUCAAAUUGCAGGAUUGAAGACAAAGGAUAUUGCUUCACUUCUAACAUCCAUUGGACUAGAAAAAUACAUUUGUAUUUUCACUAACCAAGAAAUAGACGUUGACAUCUUUCGUUCUCUCACUGAAAGUGAUCUCAGAGAAAUUGGUGUAACUGCCUUAGGAGCUCGUCGGAAGUUGUUACUUGCAAUUUCAGAGCUCAACAAACGCCAGAGCCCAUUCUCUGGGAGUGCGGCCCCAGGAGCUGAACGUAAACUUGGUUCAACAAUAAAUAACAGUCCAAUAGGAGAUAAAUGGUAAGAAGAUAUAGCUACUACUAUUAAAAAAGGUGUAAUAGCAAGUGUGUUGAUGGUUGGAAGUGGAGAUAACCAAAGAAGACUGACAUGGUUAUGCUUUGUGUGUUAUAUGGAAUUCCAUUAUUUGUUUAUUGAUGAUCUCAGUUGCCAAUAAGAGCUUAGUGUUCUUGUUUCGCAAGUCAAAAUGUUUAUGCAUGACAGUGUGCAGCACUUUUCUUUUAUUCGUUGCUAGUCUCUUUUUUACCAUUAUCUGAGUUUGUUAGUCAGCUCCAACAAUUUAGGAUUUUCUUCUAUUGCAGUAUUUUAAUGAGAUUGAAGUAAUGGAACUAUUGUAUAUUUGUCAUGCAUAUUUUAUGGUGGGAAGGGAUAAGCACUACUACUCCUGCUCUCUGGAUUUUAGUUAAGUAGGAGGUAGUUGUGAAUGUUGAAUAAAGAAAAUAAUUAUUGUAUAUCAAUUUGUUAGCUUCAUGUAAGCACAAAAGAACUAACAGUAAUGUAGUAUGGAAUUGCAAAGUGUUUCUGUAUAUUUAAUUACAUUGAAUGCUUCCACUGUUACAACGAAUGCAUGAAACUGGUUUUCUUACUAACAUAUACUGAAAUUUAUUUUAUAUAACUGAUUUUUUAGAGUUUGAUUUCUUAUUUUUAUGAAAUUGAAUAAAAUCUAAGUACAUUUUGUGCUUACUGUUGCUGAAAAUGACAAUGAGUUGUCUUAAAAAAGGACAGUCAAAAUUUUGUAAUGAAUGACUGUUGAAACUGCAAAUUGAUGGAAACUUGCCUUGAAAUUUCUGUUAGUAAGAAACAUUAAAUGUAUAUUUUUUUUCUGCAUUGGAAAUUGAGCUUAAAAUUGCCCAAAGAUAAUAACAUGGGCAAGGGAACAAUAUGGUUGCAAGAAAGACAUGUAGAUAAUAAUCUGAAAUUAAAAAGUUUUGUACAGUAAGUACUGACUCAAAAGUUCCCAUUUUCUUGUAGUUAAGUGAAGAAAAUAAUACUAAAUUAUAAAUUGUUGUAAUAGUCCUACAAAUUUUACUAAGAUACUUUUUAAAUUCCACAAAAUAUUUUUUAAAUGUGCCUACAAUAACUAAUUACCAAAGAAAUUCCUGGGGCCCAACUUGCCUAUUUAAUCCACUUAACUUUGAAAAUGAAGAAUUUUCAUAUUGUGCAAUCCUUGACUUUCUAAAUUUAUGUAUAAAAAUAUCCUUUGGCCUCCAGUAAAAUAUAACUUUUUAAAUUUGUUUUAACUUUCAGUAGUACUGUUGAACCAUCAAUGUGAUAUUAGGACCAUGACCAAUAUAUUAAACUAAAUUUUUCAUUACAGAAAAUAUUUUUAAAGAAAUUGAGGUCUUCACAUUUUGCUUAAAUGGGCAAAUUGAGCUCAAAAUGUAGGUGUAUUUUUGAGGCUGAAGUGGAACAACAUUCUGAAUACUGUGUAAAACUAAAAUGCUAAUAUUUUAACAGCAGUAUAAUGUCUGUGAUACUGUUCUUGUUAUGUAAAUGUGUUCAUCAGAAAUAUUAUUUUAUAUAUUUAAUCUUGGGCUUGUUUUAAAAUAAUGAAUGGGAGUUAACAGGAGUUCCUUAGUUAAUUGUGACUAUAAUAUGGAUCCAUACACAAGUUAGUACACAUCUGAAAUAAUUUAAUUAAAAGCAAAUUCAAUUUAAGAAUUGUGCUGCAAUGUAUUACAAGUCACACAUGUUACUAAAAACUGUGCAAAAGUAACUGAAAACACCAAUACUGCAGCUGUGAACAGAAAAAUUCAAAAUGUUGUUAAAGUUUCCAAGCUAAAUCAUUAUUCAGUGUAUUAUUUAAUCAGUUUGUGGAGCACUGGCUACUUUAUUAAGCAAAGCAGAACUGGCAUAUCUGAAAGUCUCUAAAUAGCAUUAGUUUUGUGGCAUACUACAUAAAGGAAACUAUCAUCAGCUCAUAAACAUUUCUGGAUCUUUCAACCGAAUCAUACACACAUUAUAAAAUUUUAGUGUAAGUAUAAUCAUUUAUUUCACUCUACAACUGUCAUCUACGGCUUCCAUGUAAUUUCAGGUUUUUACAAGAAGCCCAUUCCUCUAAAUAUUAUGUUAUCAUGGUUUAGAUAAGGUUUAGAUAAAUUUAAUCAAAGUUAUCAUUAAACCAGACUGGAUACAUUGCAUAUAGAAUAAGACAGUAGUGAUAUAAAAAAAAACAGAUAACCUGUAGCCAGUGCUGCUUAUCAGUGACUCUGAAACAGUUUGUCAAAUCGCAAAUUGAUUUAGAAAUCAGUUUAGGAUUAGCACAAAUAAAUCUGUUAAUCUGUAAAUGCUGCAAAGAUGUCGACUGUAAAAGCACAUGAAUUGAAGUAGAAAAUGUUUUGUAAAUUUAUAAAUGUAUAAAUUUUUGUUUCUGUUGCUAUUAUUAUUAUUAUUAUUAUUAUUAUUAUUAUUAUUAUUAUUAUUAUUAUUAUUUAUUUAGAGAAUUGUAAGCCCUAGCUGAAGCUCUGUUUUUAUGUGUUCAUUUUUAUAAAAAAAUAUCUCCAUGUAGGUUAUGAAAGACAAUACAGGGGAAACUAGCAUUUUAUGUGAACAGAUUAUUUUUAUGUCAUUGCCUGUGCCAAAAAUAUUAAUUACAACCAAAGCUGUCCCUUCUAGCAUACCUGCUACAGGAAUCCUUCAAAAGCAGUACUUUUUUUUUUUUUUUUUUUUUUUUUUUUAGGAAAAAUGGCGGUAUAUAAUGAAAUUAAGGAUUCCUCCCCAGCCACCCAUACUGCACAGUAUUUUAGUGUCUACAUAGUAAAUAAACAAUUAAAAAGCAGUUUAGACAAAUAAAAGUUACAUGUUCAGAAUACUACAAAUAACUUAUACAAAUGACUAAAUUCUAAUACACUAAGAGUUCUAAAGUUUCCCAGGUUAAAGAGAUUAAAUACUGAUGAUACAGAAUGCCACUCUGGUUGGUGAAGGUUAGUGAUUACUGACAUAGGUACAGACAAAUUGACAUUGUCAUAUAGUGUGCUCAAAACACAAAAGUCCAACUUCACUUUUAUAGUUAGUGUGAAAUGCAGUUUAACUACACACAAAAAAAUACUGUGAUCACUUCUUUCUCUGUUGUUCCUAUUAUUCUACUACUACUACUAUCAUCAUCAUUACUACUCUUAUUACUAUUAUUUACAACUAGCCUACAUCUUGUAAUAGAAACAUUCUUCCAUUAAAUGUCCAACAUGAUCAUUGGAAUUGCUGUUUCUUGGGUAUGUCCAGUCUGUUUGCAUGUAUUACCAUUCACAAAUACAUUGUGGUGAUGCUGCCUUAGUAUCCCCUUCACAGCACUUUCUCUUUAUAUGGUCCCUUGUUUUAUUGCCAUUCAUUAUUUGCAACUCCUCAUGUUUCUAGACCAAAUUUUGGUCUAUUCAGGGACACUAGCUUUGGACAUUUUGGGGUUUGUAUGAUUUUGCAUAAACAAUAACACAGUAGAUCAUCCCUCACAUAGUAGAUAAAUGUUAUUUUCAAACAAAAUUCAAUUACAAUGUGUGCUUCAAAGUGCAACAACAGUAGUAAAUAAAAUUUAAAUUUUUAACGUUAUUUGUCAGUGGAAAUGUGUGUUCAGUAAUCUUUAUGAAAUUAUCCAAUAGUUAUGUGAAAAAAUAAAUUUGGCCCAUGCUUUGGUUCUACAUUAAUACAAAACAACACAACACUACAUUCAUUCACUUUGCAUCAUUUGACACCUAAAUCAACAAAGGUUUUGUAUAUAUUUCACACAAGCUUCAGGCAAAUUUGUCAUUGAAACAUGAAAAUAAAAUUACUUCCACAAAAUUCACAACUAACAAAUUUUUGUCUAUUACUUAUACACAUGAGUUUUUACUUGCUAAUGAAUGUAAAUCAUUCUACCUAUAUUUUAGAUUUUAAUAUUUGAUAAACAAAUGUUGUAUGAACCUUACUCAAAUAUCAAGCUGUGCCAAAAUUGAAGGUUUUUAAAAUAUUUUGCAGAAAAGUAUUUGAAAAUGUUCUUGCCUACUCAGGCUUAUCACCAUAACUUCAAAACUGCCACAACAGUGUAGUUUAUUUAUAAUUAAAGGUAGCCUGGGAAAAUCAUUUUGAACAUAGUUCUCAGUUUAGUGCUUCAGUAUAUAAUUAGUUCAGUAAAUAAACUAAUGAAAAUGGCCCAGUUUGGUGAGGUGCAAAUCACUGCUUCCACAAAGCAGUCCCUUUGGGUAGUCACUCCUAUAAGAUGCUUAAUAGCUAGUUUUAUAUCAACCCUAAUGGUUGAUAAAUUGUUUGAUAUGUUCAUCAAAGUACAUAAUGGCUACAAAGUAAAUAAUCAAGUAGCAACUUCAUUAAAAUCAUACUUUGUACUAACAGGUUAGAGAUGAAAUGCAUUAAAUUUAAAAAAAAAGGAUCUCUUAGUUAGGUUAGUGUCCCACUGGGCCUGUACCUCUUUAAAUACCACUUAGUGUUUAUAAUCAUAUACAACACAUUAGUGAGAAUGUAUGCAAAGAAUAUUACUUUAUUCACAAAAAUUUUAAUAUCCCUUUCAUCCUCUGUCCAGUUUCGCAUACUGUUAAUGCAGUUAUUCUCUUAAGAGAUUUUGACUGCAUUGUGCUGAAAAUUAUCCACCAAAUUGUCCUUUAGUGUAAAUACUGGAAAAUUUAGACAUGCUGUCCAGCUUCUUCAUAAUAAAUUAUUAAUUGCCAAAGCUUGAAGUUGAAGCUAUUUUUUCUUUAGACUAACAAACAUCUUUCCUUGAGAUAUGUAAUGAUCUCUAAUGACAAAUUUAAGUAUAGGGACCUGUUGAAUUUUUGUCCUCUAAUGUUUCUGUGUUUCCUAAGUCAAUGUUAGGUUAAAUUUUUUCUGUAGUCAUGUAGUAUAUACUGUUGGUGCAAGUGGGUGUAAUGUUUGCAUUUCUAGAUAAGCAGGAAAAGUUUGUACAGUGGUCUAAUAAACACUAAGUUUGCCCAUUCUGAUUUAGGCU